AGGCAAUACAUACAACUUAGCAGAAAACAAGCAUGUCUUACUUUGUUAAACGAGACGAGGGUUGUUCCAUAUAUGAUGGUGCAUCCACUGUUAAUCUCAUUUUCCUGAUUUUAAUUACGUUUGGCAUUAUAGCCAGCUAUAUCCCGCAAUACGUUCGUAUCUACCAUAAGAGAACAUCAGAAGGAUUAUCGACAAAUUUCUUGUUGUUGGGAUCGUGCUCUUCCAUAUUCACAUUGACCAAUAUCAUAUUGAUAAGUUCGAUUGCCAGAACCUGUUGUAUUUCUGGGGAAUUGAACAUGUUCAACUGUAUAAAUUCCCAGCUUAAUUUGAUUCAAAUUGGUAUCCAAUGCACCUGUGCUAUACUUAUUCUUGUAUUUGUCUUGUUUCUCACCAAGCAUUCCCUUAAACAGGAUAAGUUAGAAUAUCAACGUAUAGUGCAGGUUGGCCAUUGGGUGACCCUCCAUGGAGUGGUGUCGCUUAUUCAAGUGAUUAUCGGGCUUGCCGGAUCGAGAAACUUGUUAUACACAAUAGCCAACACCAAUGGGUUGUUGUCCACCUUGUUGACUGUGGUUAAGUACUUGCCUCAGAUCCAUACCACAUACAAGUUAAAACACCCAGGGACCCUUUCCAUUCCCAUGAUGUGCAUCCAGACCCCAGGUGGGUUCGUUUUCACAGCAACUUUAUACUUUACUAAAGGAUCACAUUGGAGUUCGUGGGUGUCUUAUUUAGUUGCAGCAUCGUUGCAGGGAACUUUGUUGGCACUUUGUAUCUACUAUGUAUAUGUUAAGGGCCAAGGUGAAGAGUUGGAAAGAGAGGCAAUUGAUAGAAUUAUACAGGAGAAUUUGCACGAUGAGGUGGAUCGAAUUCAAGAAGAUGAUGAUGAAGAGGGGAGUCCUCUUCUUUAGUGUUACAGCAUGAACUGUUUUAUAAUAUAAAAUACACAAUAUAUAAAGUUGAGUUGUCAUUGUAGUUUGGUGCUCCAUGCCUUGGGCCGCGAGCGACUCUUUGCAACGACAUUUGUAUGGGAGUAGGCUUUACGCGUGCCACAUGCAUGGUUUAUACCCAAGACUACAGUUGGAGAUGUAAUGUAAUCCCAUUGACAGUGCUAUAUAAAACUUCUCAAUCCAAACUAACAUCGAUGAUCGGUAUCGGGUAUUUGUGAAAACAAAUUCGCAUAUUGCACUAAACAGCCCACACAAAAAAGCAUGGACCAACCAUCCGUAACGCCAUUCCCAUAACAGACCCGCAAGUGGUCCAUUGUUAUUUCUUGUGGCAUUACCCAUGUGUUUUCACACUAGGGAUACUCUCAGGAGCAAAAAGUAGGUUGGAUGGAGUGAAUCACCGAAUUUCCCACCCAUGUUUUGUAUGAGAUUAAGUUAUCUCUUUGUGUAGACGGGUAAAUGCGAAACGAUGUUAGAAAGGAUGGAAAAGGAAGGGUAUCUACAAUUCAUUGAGGAUAUCC
Messenger RNA from Spathaspora passalidarum NRRL Y-27907, 1462 nucleotides. RefSeq lists its product as uncharacterized. The coding region runs from base 33 to 905 and encodes 290 amino acids. NCBI's taxonomy places the organism in Eukaryota, Fungi, Ascomycota, Pichiomycetes, Serinales, Debaryomycetaceae. The transcript has a single exon. The record is from RefSeq and is a predicted model, not a curated record.